Messenger RNA from Labeo rohita (rohu), 4324 nucleotides. RefSeq names its product ddb1 and cul4 associated factor 6 (gene dcaf6). The transcript is spliced from 21 exons. The record is from RefSeq and is a predicted model, not a curated record. Gene Ontology annotation, molecular function: protein binding. Gene Ontology annotation, cellular component: cytoplasm; Cul4-RING E3 ubiquitin ligase complex. Gene Ontology annotation, biological process: positive regulation of transcription by RNA polymerase II. Lineage: Eukaryota; Metazoa; Chordata; Actinopteri; Cypriniformes; Cyprinidae. The coding region runs from base 344 to 3352 and encodes 1002 amino acids.
CGUCUCUCGCUUCCAUUGGCUUUGGGCUGGAGAUUGAUUUGACGUACCAGAGCAGCAGAGGCUAAAGCGGAUAGCCAAACAAGAACCACAAUAUUUUUACUACACCUCAAAGCAAUCAUGCACAAAGUGUCGGAAACAGAUCGCCGCGGGGGCGUCGAUAUCGAGGAGUAAUAUUCUGUCAUUCAUCCAGUAUCGGUUGUCGAUGAACUUAUAGCGACUAUUAGGCGCUGUAAAUAGAAACAAUAAUAACCAAACGCCACGGAAGGAAGGUAAACACAGAAGAAAAGCGUCUGCUCUCCCCGUUUUCAUCCAUGAAUGUCUCAACAUUAGAGGUUUAAACACCAUGUCCUGCUCUGGCAACCUCAUUUGGGAUGUGCGAAAACGCGCCAUCGGAUGCACAGAUCCAUAUGCGGUCAGGACAAAUUAUUUAGGCAGAAGAGAGUUUGUGCAGCGACUGAAGCUCGAAGCCGUUCUCAAUGUGCACGAUGGAUGCGUUAACACCAUAUCCUGGAAUGACACAGGAGAAUACAUCUUAUCAGGUUCCGAUGACACCAACUUGGUUAUCACAAACCCUUACAACAGAAAGGUCAAGACGACUAUUCGUUCAGGACACCGGGCAAACAUCUUCAGCGCAAAGUUCAUGCCCCACACUAACGAUCAACAGAUUGUGUCCUGCUCAGGAGAUGGCAUCAUUUUCUACACACACACAGAGAAGAGCCAAGAAAUCAACAGGCAGUGCCAGUUCACCUGCCACUAUGGCACUGCUUAUGAGAUAAUGACAGUGCCAAAUGACCCAUAUACCUUCUUGUCCUGUGGAGAAGAUGGUACAGUGAGGUGGUUUGACUUACGAAUGAAGACGAGCUGCACAAAAGAGGACUGUAAAGAUGACAUUUUGAUUAAUUGCCGGAGAGCCGCUACCUCAAUAUCCAUUUGCCCCCUGGUCCCCUACUAUCUUGCUGUGGGCUGUUCAGAUAGCUCAGUGAGGAUUUAUGACAGAAGAAUGCUGGGAACAAGAGCUACGGGUAACUACAUGGGCAGAGGGACGACUGGCAUGUGUGUACGUUUCGUCCCAGCCCACCUGUCCACCAAAUCCUGCCGCGUCACCUCUCUGUGUUACAGUGAAGAUGGACAAGAAGUGCUGGUCAGUUACUCCUCUGACUACAUCUACCUGUUUGACCCCAAAGAUGACCAGGCCAGGGAGCUCAAGGGCCCUUCUGAAGAGCGGCGAGAGGAGCUGAGGCAGCCCCCGGUCAAGCGUUUGCGUCUGAGAGGCGACUGGUCGGACACAGGGCCGCGCGCUCGGCCUGAGAGCGAGAGGGAGCGUGAUGGAGAGCAGAGUCCAAAUGUAUCGCUCAUGCAGAGGAUGUCGGACAUGUUGUCACGCUGGUUCGAGGAGGCCAGUGAGGCCCAGAGCAGCAGAGCACGUCCUCAAACUCGACCCAGAGGUACGGCAGCUAGACCAGAAGGUGCGGUUGCGACCUCAGAUACACACACUCAGGCACAGGAGCCCGCUGGGGUCUCAGCUGAAGGAACGAUGGAGGUGGAGUCGCCCUCCUCUGAACCUCCGCCUACACCUGCUGCUCCUCCUGCACCUGCAGAGCCUCUCCCCAAGUCUAUCUCCUCCUCCUCCUCCUCAGGCUCCUCCUCCACUGUGACAGCCCCUGCCCCCUCGAGCUCAUCCUCCAUGGAGAGCGCCACCUCCUCUUCUCUCCUCUCCUCCCCAGACACAGAGCAGAAGAGUCAGGAUGAAGUCACGCCCACUCCCUCGGCCACGCCCACUCCUUCAGCCACACCCACCCCAUCUAGAGAGGCAGCUUUAUCUGAAUAUGGUCCUCGCAGGCUGCCGGUAAGUUUAGUGUGUAGACGUUUGCAGAGGCUGCUUCUCUUGUCCGAUCCCCCCGGACAGGUCAGACGCUCAGUCCCUUCUGUACCCACGACCUCCAGCCCAGAGAGCUCAGCCCAACAGGCUGCUGCUGCUGCUGACACAGGCCCCCCUGCAGAUUCUCCCUCAUCUGUGGUAAACAAACAGCUCGGAUCCAUGACUCUGGAUGAGGAGCAGGGAGGAGGUGCAGAAGCAGCAGGACAUGUAAUCAGUGAUCAGAGUACAGGUGUCAGUGAAGUGUCCCCAGACACUACAGAAACCGUGCCAUCCACAUCAGCGCCUUCACUUGUCACCAGCCCCGGCACUAGCAGUGGGAGCGGCAGCACUCCUCCAGGGACUGGGCGGACUGGCACAGCAGAACCAGUCCUUAGUCUGCACUAUAGCACUGAAGGCACCACCACUAGCACCAUCAAACUAGACUUCACGGAUGAGUGGAGUAGUCCAACUUCCAGCGGCAAAGGCAGCAGUGGAGGACAUAAGCCUGGAGAGGUGGGUGAGAGCCAGACCAGAGAGGAGCCCACAGGACGAACCUCAGAGCAAAGUUCAAUCUCGCCCUCAGAGAGUCAACCCACACCUGAUGGGGGCCAAACUGCAGACAGUGGCAAGGAAAAGGCCUCCGUCAGCUCUCAAAAUAGAACGCCACUGGCAGCACCAGCAGAGGGCCUGUCAACUGAAGACACGGCUCGUCCCAGCGCUCCUUCGGAGGAGCUCCAGGCUGCUGGAUCAGAGGAGCUGAGCGCGCAGUGCAGGAGGAGCGAGUCUGCCGGAACGGGCGGCCAGGGUUCGACUCAACCAUCCCGCAAUCAGGACUCUGAUGACAGUGAUGACGAUCCCAUCCUUAUCCCUUCUGCCAGGUACAGAGGAGGGCAGGGACAGAGAUUUAAUUACAGAGGAUCAGCUGUAGGUGAUAGGAUGAUAAGACGCUCUGCCGCAGCUCGGAUUCAGGAGCUGUUUCGUAGGAGAAAAGAACGGCGAGAGAUGGAAGAAAGUGAGACUCAGAAUAUCAGAAGACCCUCUGUCAAGGUGGUGUACAAGGGCCAUCGGAACUCCAGGACCAUGAUUAAGGAGUCGUGUUUCUGGGGGAAUAACUUUGUGAUGAGCGGCUCAGAUUGUGGCCAUAUCUUCAUCUGGGACAGGCACACGGGAGAGCACCUGAUGCUACUGGAGGCCGACAACCAUGUGGUCAACUGCCUGCAGCCUCACCCUUAUGACCCUAUUCUUGCAUCAUCUGGAAUUGACUAUGACAUCAAGCUGUGGUCGCCUUUAGAACAGUCACCGUCAUUUAACAGAGUUCUUGCUGAAGAGGUAAUUGCUCGUAAUGAGUUAAUGCUGGAAGAGACGAGGAAUACCAUCACUGUUCCUGCUUCCUUCAUGCUCCGAAUGCUGGCAUCAUUAAAUCACAUCAGAACAGACCGCGUGGAGGGUGAUCGUUCGGAAGGCUCCGGACAAGAAAACGAGGAUGAACAGUAGCCCUACUGCUACAAGUGAAUGGUUUUUUGCUACAGUGCACUUGAGCAUUUGAGAUUUGUACACGUUACAAAAUAGAGUAUUUCCUUAUUAGUUGAGUUUUUGGCAUUAUUAUUUUUUAAUGAGACUUUUCUUACUAAUUACUCUAUAUGAGAGUAAACUGCGUCUGGGGAGUUCAUGCAAACAAGAUGACAUGUAAGAAAUCGAAAGACGUGACUAGACGGCUGGUGCGUGAGAGUAUUUAAGUGCAAUAUUAAUUUGUUAAAUCAAACGGUUGAGCUUUUGAACGGUGUUAAGUGUGAAAUCUUAUUGUAGCCUCAAAUGAAGAACUCAGAUGUUUGUAUACCAUGAAUUAUGCAUGUCAAACAUGAGUUUGCCGAAAACAUGUCCUCUUAGUCUUUAUCAAUGUUGUGUAUAAAAAUGGCUCUUUUUGUCAUUACUAAAUCUUGCGUUGCACAGGGAUCCUCUGCCUAACCCCAAUUACAGGUACUACUUGCAAUAUUUCAUUAUCCAAAACAGCCACUACACAUUGUUACACUGCAGAAUGUUUAUAAAAGUUUAUUAAAAUGAGAACCGUUUUUGACUCAGUCUAUACAUAAAACCCACUGCUGUCUAGCCAAAUGGCUCUAGCAUUCGUUGGCAGGUCGUGUUUCUCUCUCCUAACAGCACAGAUGGCCUUUGUUGUGGCAGCUGUUGGCUUGAGCGUUUUGCUAAGUGACUAGUGAUCGCUGGGAAAAGCUAAGAUGAAAUAUCUCCUCGUCUAAUAGCGUGCCAUUCUAUUCAGCAGCACUGUUAAGGAAUGUAAGCCAUCUUUUUAAAUGUUUGUCCACAGAUUUUCCGAUUAAGUUCCGGUUCAUUUUUAAACCAUGUACCAGAGGAGAGUUUAACCAUUAAAUGUGUUGUGAUUCAAACAAAACAUGACUGAAAGCUUGUUGAGUACCCAUAAAGAAUUUAAUGACACAGUACAGAUUAAAA